Molecule: messenger RNA, 540 nt
Organism: Haemonchus placei
Lineage: Eukaryota; Metazoa; Nematoda; Chromadorea; Rhabditida; Trichostrongylidae
Source: the annotation of a GenBank genome assembly
AUGAAAUCUUCGUGGAAAAGUGCAAGAGAUCACUGGAAAAGAUGGAGAAAUAAGGUCGGAACGGGAUCUCUCGCAUUACAAAGAUGGCUAUUUGAAGAGCCGUUAAAGGGAACAGUUUCCAAUACAGACGAAUACGGAAACAUCAGAGAAGCACUAGAUGAACCCCGCACAUCUGGAAUAUCGGCAUCCAACGCACCAGCCAGGGUAAUGCGGUCCAGCAGCAGCGACUAUGAGUCAACAAUGAACGACUCUGAUUCCUGCGGCUCGAAUACUUCAUAUACCGAGUCUUCGGGGCUUGUGAGAAGAGCCACCGCUCGCGUUGAAGCUGCAUGGAAUGUGCUUAGCUUAUGCCCUCCGCGAGUACGGGGAGGAGCCAGGGAGCCAGCUAAGAAGAAAAUGGACGCAAUCAACGCAAUCAUAUUGGACAAAGAACCGGCGCACGUCGAUGCUCCGGCAUCGAAUGAUCCCACACUUCAGCCAGAAGUUGACGCUCCGGCAUUGAAUGAUCCUACUUUUCAACCACAAGAAGAAGAGAAUUAA